Molecule: messenger RNA, 1359 nt
Organism: Tachysurus fulvidraco (yellow catfish)
Lineage: Eukaryota; Metazoa; Chordata; Actinopteri; Siluriformes; Bagridae
Gene: tmem187
Product: transmembrane protein 187
Exons: 1
Coding region: 113-865 (250 amino acids)
Cellular component (GO): transport vesicle
Source: RefSeq, a predicted model, not a curated record
CAUUUCUACGCACAUGCGCACUACACUGAAGGUUGGGAAGUGACUUGUUUGUUCCUCGGUAUUGUUUUUUCUGAAUUUUUUAAUUUGAUCUGGAAUUACGGUUUUAUUGACAAUGUCAGCAGUCGUGCACUUUUUUUUGCCUUUCUUUCUCUGCAUUGCUUUGGCGAAUACUGACAUUUUUGACAAUGUGCUGGUGGACAUGUCCUAUGAUCACUACGCCGAGCAGAGAGUGGAUCAGCUCCCUGCUUUUCUGGCCAUGCCAUUUAACUGUCUCGUGAACGUGGGUUAUAUAAUUGUUGGUGUUUACUGGCUGACCAGGAGGAUGAAGGAUCCUCUCACCGAUUACGCGAAGGACGUGUUUGCUCUUAUGGCCCUCGCAUACGGACCGAUCCAGUGGACGCGCCUAGCGACGCUGCGCCGCGCUCCAUGCGUCCUGGACCAGUGGAUCACGCUGCCCAUCUUCGCCUGGGUGCCGGUGUGGUGUCGGUACAUUACGCACGGCUGGUCCACGCGUUAUGCAGUGAUUGUGGAGGUUAGCUCUGUAAUGAGCUACUUCCUGGCGCUGCUGCACGACCGCGGCUUUGAUUUCGCCCUCGGAGUUCACAUCGCCGCUGCGCUGCUGCAAGGCGCCGCGUCUCAGCGCUCCUUUGGAGACCAGGUGUCUUUGCGCUACUUAAUUCUCGCAGCUCUCUCCUGUGUCGGGUUCGUGCUUUUAAAAAUCUUGGACUACGAACUGGCCAAAUUCUGGCUUUUUCAAAAGCUCACUGGACACUUCUGGUCCAAAGUCUGCGACAUUCUACAAUUCCACUACAGUUUUUGUUUUCUUACGCACCUGACGCAAAUUGCGCACAAACGAACGUCAUAAAUGAGUGACGUUUACUGCAUACUAAUGUAUUCAAUAGUAAAAAUCAAUCCGUUUCUUAACUGACAUAAUAGCUGUAAUGUGCACUGUUUUUUUUUUACCCUUUUUGUUCUAUAUAGAUGUUAUAUUUUAUAAAGAAAUAUUGUUAUAUGUUACAAUAUGUUAUACAGCAUUAAAUGACGAAAAGAAAAAUGUUAUAAAUGACCUAAAGUCGUUGAAAUAAUGAAAGUGAUAAUACAGACAUAAAGAAGGGCAUUCAUAAAACUUGAAUAAGACACAGUAAUACGUUAUUUUUAUUUUCAUUAUUUAUUGAUAAAUUAAAAUUCUAUGAAAAUCUUUUUCUGCUAUUUUAAUUUUAUAGCAGCAAAUGACUGAAAUAUACAACACACAAAAACAAAGUACUGCAUCUCAAAUGUUUUGUGGGUUAAAUGAAUGUUCGCUUUGUAUAUAUGUCUCUCUGUGCAGAUGGUGUCCAUUAAAACCACUAUUAAAAUCAA